ACGUGGGCUCUGAUUGGCUGAGGGGAUGAUUCGGUCACUCCCAUCACAGAGAUUUGAAAACUGCAGGGAAAAGGAGGGAGAGCAGUCUUAGAAAAGAGACGUUGAUUUUCAGACAUGGCUCCCAGGAAAAGAACCACAAAGCAGCGGAAAAACAGCCCGAAAACGGCUAAGCUGGAGGCUUUUCUGGAGGAUUUCGACAGUGAAGUGAAGACCAGAGUGGGCCAGAUGAGGGAGAGGAUCAACCAGCUGCUGAAGGACGUGGAUAACGGCUACAACAUGGCUCUGAUCAAGCUGCCCAGAGCCGUGAGGCAGAUGAACUGGCUGCAGCUCUGUGGCGAUCCAGACAAAUCCAACGCUGCAGAGGUAGACGAUGUAAAGAGACGAGAGGAGGCCGCCAUCUUGGAGAGCGUGGUGGCGGAGGACCACGCCGUCCUCCUCAAGUCUGUCAAGAAAACCACCAGGAAGAAAGGUGGAGCAAAGUCCGGCUGCAACGAAAACGUCCUGAACUCCACCAGGAAGACCCGAACCGCCAGAAAACCCCCGUCUACAACAAAGAGGUCAAAGGUUCUGGAUAUGAGCAAGGAGGGCAGCACCAUCAGACGCUCCAACAGGAAGCCUCUGGUGACCCCCGCCAGGAACCUGCUGGACUCCUCCCUGAUGAUGGGCCCCACCCCCCUCAUCACGCCGCGCUUCGACCCCAGACUGCCGAAGACGCCCGCCGUCAGAGUCCCGCGCCACAAGGAGCGGGUCUUCAGCAUGUCGGUCAACGGCUCCCCCAUCCAGGCAGGAAGUGACAUCGUCAUCAACGUUCCAGUCGGGAACGGAGAGAGCAUCCAGCUGCUGGCCAGUGAGAUGGACUCUCUGGACCUGACGCUGCUGGACGAGUCGGCGCUGAGGAGCAUCCGGCUGCUGAAGAACCGCCUGACCACGCUCUGCGGGCCGUCGGAGUAGCAGCAGCUGGAGCUCUGGCCCGGUUUUUAUAUUCUUGUUUUUUUGUUUUGGUUCUUUUUUUCUGGUUUUAGUUUUUUGUAAAUUUUCUGUUGAAAAAUCGAUCAGAACUGAUUCUGCCCUCUGAGAUCCAUUUGAUCCAGAACAAGUUCUGUAAAUAUUCCAUGUUUCAAUAAACCCAGUAGAACCUC
Molecule: messenger RNA, 1139 nt
Organism: Poecilia latipinna (sailfin molly)
Lineage: Eukaryota; Metazoa; Chordata; Actinopteri; Cyprinodontiformes; Poeciliidae
Gene: cdca8
Product: cell division cycle associated 8
Exons: 11
Coding region: 115-951 (278 amino acids)
Biological process (GO): mitotic sister chromatid segregation
Cellular component (GO): spindle midzone; chromosome passenger complex; chromosome, centromeric region
Source: RefSeq, a predicted model, not a curated record